AUGCAGACACAGACGAAGAAUUUUCGAGCACAAGUCCAUCUGCUCGAUGUGCGUUUGACCUUUACGCUUCUGGCCUUUGCGCCUCUGUUCACUGCACCUCUGGCCUCUGCUCAUGUGGCCUCUCUAUAUGCGGCCUUCGAGCAUCUGGUCUUUGUGCUUGUGGUCUUUGGGAAGGUGACUGUGUAUAGUCUUGGGCCCUCCAUUGAGGACUCGAGCCGCUCGUCCAUCUACGGCAGGCGGUGCCUCCUGAAGGGCAUCAGACACAGGACGGAGUCAAGGGUAGGCAGUCAGGUCCAGCUGCCCUCCACAUGGACCUUUACAUGGUCUGGGACCAGCCUGCCGACCAUUGGUAAGGUGGCGAGCCACCUCCACAAGACACACAUGUUACCGCAAGUGUGGGUCUCCACGCGGGUCGUGACCUGGUCACCCUUGGACUCUCCCGGAACCUGGUUCAAGCACGACCUGGACUUUCCUGGGACCUGGCUCAUGCAGGAACUGGAUUUCCAUGGGGCCUUUCUCCUGCGGGACCUAUACUUCCCCGGAGCCUGGUUCAAGCAGGAGCCGGACUUCCCCGGGGCCUGGCUCAUGAAGGAUCUGGACUUCUCCGGUGCCUGGCUCAUGCAGGAGCCGGACUUCCCCAGAACCUGGUUCAAGCAGGACAUGGCCUUCCCCAGAGCCUGGAUCAAACAGGACAUGGCCUUCCCCAGAGCCUGGAUCAAACAGGACAUGGCCUUCCCCAGAGCCUGGAUCAAACAGGACAUGGCCUUCCCCAGAGCCUGGAUCAAACAGGAUAUGGCCUUCCCCAGAGCCUGGAUCAAGCAGGACAUGGCCUUCCCCAAAGUCAGGUUCAAGCAGGACCUGGACAUUACCAGAGCCUGGUUCAAGCAGGACCUGGACAUUACCAGAGCCUGGUUCAAGCAGGACCUGGACAUCACCAGAGCCUGGUUCAAGCAGGAACUGGGCUUCCCUGGGGCCUGGCUCAUGCAGGAACAGGACCUCCCUGGGGCCUGGCUUAGCCAGGACCAAACUCUCGUCGUGAUCUGGUCCAAGAAGGACCUGAGCCGGGGACUCCAAGCGAGGAGAAGCCCGACACCGAAGAUGCGAGCAUACAACAUACGAACCCAAGAAAGAAACAACGGAGGAAACCCGAACCUCUCCAUAGCCUGCAGCACAAAGCCCAUCGACACAUGGUCGAAUGCUUUUGACCAAUCUAAGCUGUGCAUCGCCGCAGGGAGCCCAUCCGAGCCAGGCACUCUGCUGGAACGGAAAGACCGCACCACAUCCCAGAGCUUAGCCGACGACACGUCCCUCACCAAAGUGGAACAACCCGCAGCCGACAAACCAGACAAAACAGAACCGUCCGGACGCUGGAGACCGGUGAAAAGAACCGAGUCCCGAAGGGCUUUCUCCUUCCGCAAAAGAAAAGGAGAAAGCCGUUCACCAGACACACGCUCGUCAACACGAGCCCGCACCCGAACCCCUUCUGCCAACUCCUCCCGCGAACCACAAAUGCGCUCCUUACACACAGAAAUAGCAUCAAAACAAUCAGCCCCACCAUUUAGCAACACAUACAACCGAGUCAACCGAACCCCUUCUGCCAACUCCUCCCGCGAACCACAAAUGCGCUCCUUACACACAGAAAUAGCAUCAAAACAAUCAGCCUCACCAUUUAGCAACACAUACAACCGAGUCAACCGCGCCUGA
This is a messenger RNA of Procambarus clarkii (red swamp crayfish), 1704 nucleotides long. The record is from RefSeq and is a predicted model, not a curated record. NCBI's taxonomy places the organism in Eukaryota, Metazoa, Arthropoda, Malacostraca, Decapoda, Cambaridae.